Messenger RNA from Vicia villosa (hairy vetch), 642 nucleotides. RefSeq lists its product as uncharacterized. NCBI's taxonomy places the organism in Eukaryota, Viridiplantae, Streptophyta, Magnoliopsida, Fabales, Fabaceae. The transcript has 5 exons. The record is from RefSeq and is a predicted model, not a curated record. The coding region runs from base 1 to 642 and encodes 213 amino acids.
AUGCUGGUUGCCUCUCCGUAUGGCUGGUAUUAUCGUGGUUGUCAUGCUUGCUCAUGUAUUGCGCGUGGUGACAGAGCUUCGUUUGAGUGUGAGGCUGAACAUUUCACUGAGGCAGAGAUUUUUAGGUAUAAGAUUGAGAUUGAGGUUACUCAUGUCGGGAAUAGCUGUAACUUUCUAUUUUGGGACCGAGAGUGUGAGUUACUUUUGGGAUUGUCUGCUUCUCAGCUGCGUCAUACAAUGAUUAAGGCUGGCAUUCAUGAUCCCUUGGAAUUCCCACUGGCAUUGGAUCAGAUGUUGGAUUGCAAGAUGGCUUUCAAAGUUAAGUGGCAACCACGUUGGAAGAAUGCCUCUGUCGUUAUGCUAUUGAAGAAUGACCCUUUUGUGAAAGAGCUUGCUGAUCAGUUUGACACAGAUGAAAUGAAACAACCUGCUGUCGAAGCAAUGACCACUGUUCGAUCCGAACCUAAUUUUGUCGUCGAUCUUGAUGUGAGUUCAACGCACAGCACAGAUCCAGUUACUCCUACUGGAAAAAGACACUUUCCAGGCGCAUCAAGCGAGUCAACAACCUCGGAUGCCACGUGCGAUGGAGAACUUUCAUCAAACAAGUUAAAGAAAAUUAUAAAAAUAGAGAAGAUAGAUUAG